AAUACAUGCUUUGUUGUAGGUCGAAAAUUUUCAGUUGCGGAAUGUAUUGACGUUUGAGAAGUCCAUGAGGAAUGUUGUACGAAGAACAUCCUAACGCAUUUAAUAAUAAACGCUUUUACUAUGUAUUGUCCUUGUAGAUUGCUGUCUUCCUUUCAUGCCUGUGGUUUGAAAUUUGAAAACAUAUAGCUGUGUAUAUAUAUGUAUCCGGGGAGUAACGCAGAAAAUCUUUUGAUGUAUUGAUUUUGUGAUAGAGCGAAAUGCUCAGGAGCGUCAAUACAUGCACGCUUACAAGCGUCUACAUAUACAAGAAAUGCCAAUCAUAAACGGUUAACGGAUUAUUAUUAGAGAUGCUUUCUUGCAAAUCGGCGUAGUUGACGCAUAAGUUGGAGUGACGAGCUAACCGGACAGCACUUAAGGUUCUUUCCGGCGAAAGUUUCACGUCUGAAACAAUGAAAUUGUACCUUGUGGUUCCCAAUAGUUUUGUUUUAUUUACUCCGUACAGAUGCUCGUACUACUUGACAGUCUUGUGUAAUAUUAAGAACGUAGCAGUUGUAACAUCUGGAUGAGCAGCCGAAGGCGCAAUGUAGGGACCCGAAGUUUCCUCACAAUGGAAAGAAUAGAAGAUAUGUUGUUCUCAGCUAUCUCUAAGGGGGAUGUGCAUAAUGUUGGAUACCUUCUUUCAAAAGGUGCAAACAUGAAUGUAAUCUGUGGACAAGGACGUACAUCUCUGGGACUGGCUGCAGAGCUCGGUAAUACAGCAGUGCUCCAGAAAUUACUAGAUUUCAGUAAUGCACCAGCUAUUUACAGCCGAGAGCGUGAUAAUAGAAAACGUCGUGCAAAGAAGUGGAAACGUGAUCCAGAAUUGGGUGGGACACCAGUAAAUCAGAAUCAUACAGCUGCUGCACAAACUAGCACCAGUAAUCAAGGUUAUUUUGUAAUGGUUCAUGGUGAUGAUCCAUCAUCAGCUUCUACUGCCUCAUCCUCAUCCUCAUCUGCAUUUCCUUCAGCAGAGGUUCGCACUCCUGAAGGCAUGGAUGCACUAGAAUGGGAUCCAGAGAUGUCAGCAACUGCUCCAGGGCCUCCUGAUAAAGAUGAGGAACAUUGGAGUAGACUUUACAUGUGGUAUGCUGGUAUACUUGACAGAACUAGCACAAUGUAUGACAUACCACAUAGUUGUGAUGUAAAUCACCAGGAUUACUACAGUCGCUGUGCUCUGCAUUAUGCUGCAGAACAAGGUCAUGAAGAUGCUGUUUUACUACUUACUGCUGCUGGAUGUCGUGUUGAUAUUGGAGACAAAGAGAACCGCACUCCUUUACAUCUAGCAGCUUCCCGUGGGCACAGUGCUGUAGCAGUCCACCUGCUUGACUCAGGGGCAGAAGUUAAUCGCAAAACUAGUGACAGGACAUCAGCAUUGCACAUUGCAGCUUCAAGAGGCUUUACGAACUUUGUACGUGUUUUACUGGAGCAUGGAGCAAAUGUUGAUGCACUUGAUGCAUCAGAUCGCACCCCACUGAUGUUAGCAGUGUUACGUCGCCGUGAUCAAGUUGUGCGUGUCCUAGUUGAACAUGGUGCUAAAGUCAACAUUGAAGAAAUUCAUGGUUAUACUCCUCUUUGUGAAGCAGUUUGGCAAAAGAGUGUACCUAUGGUGAAAAUUCUUCUGGAUGCUGGUGCAAAAGUGACACAGUCUCACUACCUAUUGCAUUACGCCAUAAUGCAUCGCCAGGUAGACAUGGCACGUCUGUUGUUACAAGCUGGAUGUAUUGUCAAUUUGCGUGAUGACAAUGGUGACACACCACUCAUUGCUGCUGCUCGUACUGGAAAUUGUGAAAUUACGGAGUUGCUUUUAAAAAAUGCAACACAAUUUCCAUGCCACUCCUCUGCCCUGUGUGUUAUUACUGGUUUAGUAAUAUCAAUCAAGAAGCCUAAAAUACCCCUCUCACGAGGUUCGCCACAACAACAACAACAACAACAUGCUGCAGCAAUUAUAGAUUUGUGGCUGGAGUUGGUAGGCACUGAAAUGUAAAUGUAAUCUAAUGAGGAAAUGUGGAAGUCUCCAUUGAGGAUGUAAACUGUGGUGAAACAUGUUUGACUAGACACAAAUAUAUAGCUCUGUUGAGAAUAAUUUAUGCAGGCACAGAGCUUUAAAAAAUCCAAGACUAAUGUAUCUGAAUUUCUGCCAGGACACAGUCAAUAUCUGGGCAGGCUCUGUGGCAUUUAACAGUUACUUGCCUGCCUUAAAAAAAACGUACAUCAUAUUAGGCAUACUAAUGCCAAAGGUGUGUGUCAUAUUGUAAUAAAAUCACUGUUUCCUUGAGAAUUAUUGGAAAUAUGCUACCACCUAAAGUAUAUUAACAAAACUAUUUAAUGUGCAAGCGUUGCUCAUGUGACUGAAGUAGAGAGGGAACAUGCUAUUACUGAGACUGACAAGGAACUGCAGCCUUUUAUUGCCAGAAUAUGCAAAGAAAAUUUUGUUUUGUGGUCUUGAUUGCAAAUGUGGUGUAUUCUAGUAAUUUUUAUUGGAUUUUUUAAUUAUGUUUCCUACUGUUAGAAGUAUUUUUAUGUGCCAUCGUAUUAUCAAGUCUGAUUACAAACUCAAUUUUCAUAUGUGCUGCCCACAGAGGCAUCCAUUUCUGUUGCAAUAUUAUCAGAACUUUUUGUUUCUACCCUACCACAAACAUUCUCAAAGAAACUCUUAAUUUGAUAAAAGAACUCUUAAGGAUAAAUGCUUUUUGUUGUCCACAAAAGAUGAGCAUGUGACUAUUUUACCCUACGCCACUAAAAAUAAGUGUGCAUUACUUUGUUUUAC
Molecule: messenger RNA, 2806 nt
Organism: Schistocerca serialis cubense
Lineage: Eukaryota; Metazoa; Arthropoda; Insecta; Orthoptera; Acrididae
Product: ankyrin-1-like
Exons: 6
Coding region: 563-2023 (486 amino acids)
Molecular function (GO): protein binding
Source: RefSeq, a predicted model, not a curated record